Symbiodinium sp. CCMP2592 is the source of this 1776-nucleotide messenger RNA. NCBI's taxonomy places the organism in Eukaryota, Dinophyceae, Suessiales, Symbiodiniaceae. The record is from the annotation of a GenBank genome assembly.
AUGGCGGCGGGCUUCCAAUGCGUCUCAGAGCUCCAACGGCUCCAAAAGGAAUUCGCUACAUCUCUGGAGGCUCUGUCCAGCACCUACGAUGGCAUCCAGGCGGCCAUCGAAGGCAUCCCAGAGCUGCUCGCAGCUGCCAAGGAGGCCGACGAGGACAUGGCGCCCUCUCCGGGGGGUCUCGGAAUCAUGUCGCCAAUGAACGACAACGGAAUCAACGGCGAAAAGGAGAAGUUUGAACUUUCGGCUGAUGGUGUGCCCACUAUGACAAAGGCAACAAAGAGCCAACACACGAGCAAACUGAAGCAGAAGCAGGAAAGCACAGCUGCGAUGAUGUCAAAACGAGAAGGCCUCCGCUUGCUCGACGACUGGAGCGAAAGCUUCGUGGUGUCACAGGAGGAAGCCAUCGUGAUCUACAACAAUCUUUUCAGGAUCAAAGAUCGCCUGAAGAACUCGUCAGGGACGCCGGUGGGCACAAGCAUGCAAUCUGUGAGCAAUGCCUUCCACAUGUGGCUUGGGAAGUGGCACUACUUCUGGCAGAUUUUCACCCUCGGCCUCGUCUUCGUGGACUUCCUUGCUGUGCCCAUCAAUCUUGCCUGGGCAGAUGAAAGCCGGGGCUCGGAAUUGAUGGUGGCGUAUUUCCGUGUCGCCCCCUUUCUUUGGGGCUUCGAUGUGAUCAUGUCCUUUGUGCCGGGGCUUUUGGAGAAGUCGAUUGAAAAGGGCUUCAACCGGAUCAAGUCCUACAUUUUCAGGAGGUUCUUUAUCGAUGUCGGUCUCGUUGUCUUAGACUUCGUGCUACUCAAUGGGCUCCUGAACGAGAACUUCCGGGCGUUCAGCCUCAUCCGCCUAUCCCGGAUCACGAAGUUCAAAGGUGUGGUCGGCUCAUGGGAGAAUCGGCUGGCGGCGUCAGGGAACAUGCGAUUCGUGCUUUACCUCACGAUCUUCCAAGCCAUCGCCAGGGUGCUGGCCGUGAACCACGUGCUAGCCUGCCUAUUGUAUUACGUUGGCCGUAUCGGCGAUGAAAAUGGGUUGCCGAACUGGAUCGUGCGCUAUGGCGUCUCCGACUUCAGCACAAUUUUCAAGUACAUGCUCUGCUUUAACUGGGUGAUUGCGGAAUACACGCCUGCACCCUUCCCGUAUCAGCCGCAGAACGAGUACGAGCAGGCCGUCAUCAUCGUGAUUAUCCUCUCCUGUCUGCCUCUGUUGGGAGCUCAGAUCGGAAAGAUCAGUGGCACUUUGAACCUGCUCACUGAGAAGGCCAAAGAGCGGGACACGGUGCGCAGAGAUCUGCAGAGGUGGCUCUUCAAGACAAAUGCCCCUGAGCGGCUGACUACCCGCAUGCUGGACUCUCUGAACGACGUGCUUCAGUCGAAGGACUCGCCAUUGGACGUGAAACAGCCCAUCGCGCUGAAGUUCCUUCCAUCCACUCUGCUGGAGGAGUUGCACAUCGUGAAAAUCCGCGACAAGCUCUCCAUCCAUGGGCUCUUCAAGAUGCUGAUGAACGAGCGCAUCGGCAUCGCGGGCCCCUUGGCUACGGCCUUUCGGACAGUGAACUUCGUCCAGGGUGAGGACGUCUUCGCCCACGGAAAGAAAGCUGAAGGCCUCGUGCCGACGGAUCGAUGGCAAAUCGUGGAUCACGACGAGCUGGGACACGUGGCUUGCCGAGCUCUGCCUUUACUCGCAGAUGACCCACGCCUCGCGGAAGCUUUGUCUACGGAGGCCCGUGCCGGGUUGGACAAGAUGUGGCACGACGCAAUUUCAUUGCCCUUACCGGUGUGA